GGUGAAGGCAGGAUGGGGUGAGGAGCUCAGCAGGAAGCCAAGGUAACUGGGCAGAUGGCUCUGUGCUGUGGUGGAAGGGGAACUGGUUAUUGGGUGGGGGUUGCAGAAUGAGGGGUGAGGAAGAGAAGUAACAGAAUUGGGACCGGGAGAUGUACUCUGCACCCCUUUGUUGCAGGAGAUCUAGCUGUUGAUUGGGCAGAUACAAUUGAAAAUUGAAAAUAAAACAUUUUUAAAAAAUGCAUUAUUCAGGAGAGGCACUCUUGCACUGUGGCACAACAAAGGCAGGGCAAAAACCAGAACAUUUGUGGUGCAAAAAGCUUGCAUAACUAAUGAUUAAAUUUCAGGAGGAAGCUAUGGGGCAUGCACUGGUUGGAAAGGAAGCAGUAUGUUCCCCCGGAAACUUUUGCAGGUGGAAACAGUAUUGAAAAGGGGAUUGUGUACAACUGCCCUGAUACCACCAGGAGCACAAAUAAAAACUGAUGCACAAUAAAAAUGAUAUCCAGAGAACCCAGCAAAGCACAACUGAGACUGAACGAAAUCCUGCACAAAUAUGCCCUAAAAGAUUUUGCUCUGUAGGUGUUACUCAGCCAGGAUUUUCCCUUCGGUGGUUUUUUGAUGAACUUGUGCCAGACGAACCUGCUGCCCCAGUUCCUGUGGGUCCCAUAUUCUCACCCUCUGGACACCUCUGAAGUAUUAAACCGGGCUGUGGAGCUAGCUGCCUAGAACAAAGCAGUGCCCACAGCAGGGAGGAGGGUAGGGAAUGAAAGGUUGGUCCUCGCUUUGGGAUGCACAGCAAUCCCUGCUCAGAGCAAUCCCUGCUCCAAGGCUGGCACCAUGCAAGGGGGUUGGGCAGGAUGGCUUCCCAGUGCACAAGGGAUGUGGUAGGACAGGUUCUGUGGGUCAGGGCAGAGCCGGUUGCUCAAGAGGCAAGCCCCACAGUGCCCCACCCAUGGCUCUUUGGAGCUAGACCACAGUCUGUGAGGUUUGGCAAAGCACGGCGAACCUUCUCUCGACAGUUUCAGACAAGGCAGAUGGGCUUCUGUUGAUACUCCACUGUCCGCUCCCAGGUUCUGCAAGCCUCAAGGAGCUUAGCUUGCAAGUUACAAUUAGCAAUGCUGCGCGGUGCAAUCUCUUUCAUCACAGGAAGUGUCUGGGUAUGAGAAUGACAGUGUGGGAUGCAGUUGGGCUUGCCAUCUUAUUUUCUGUUCCUGUUGUUAAAGGCGCAGGAGCCUUGCUAGAAAAAUGUCCGUGACUGAAACACAGCCGGUGCAGGGCAGCAUCUCUCAGGACCAGAAACCUCUCAGUUGCGCUCCACGAAUGGACAGGGAUGGAAUUUGACUGCGGUAACCCUGCUGCAACAUCCACCUGCCACUAAAAAGGACUGUUCCUUGGUGGGGAAAGACUACCUUCUGGGUUUCAGGAGGAGAAAAGUGCAUCUUUCAAUUGCCCUGAGAAGCAUAGCUAUCAACUUACAGAUUUGAAAAUAAGGGACCAGCAGCCUCGAAAAUAAGGGAUCAGCAUCCAAAAUAAGGGAUUUUCCGGGCACAGGUAUGUUUAGCUUCUGAGCCCCUCCGAGCCAAAGGCAGAAAGCCCAGCCAGCAGCCAAACGAAGCCUCAUCAAUAAGGGACAGCAGCGGGACAUGGUGCUGGGAUAAGGGACUGUCCCGCCAAAUAAGGGACGCUUGACAGCUAUGCUGAGAAGGCAGGUAUCGCUUGUGUUUCCUUGCUGCUCAGGAGAGGGAACCAUGUGGCUUUGGUCAAACUGCCAAGACAGGAAGAGUAUUAGGCCAUUCAGUAAGAACCAGAAGGUGGGAAAUCUGGACUCACUUUUAGCUUAACUGCGAUAUCCCGAAACCUUGCAUGGAAUACGAGGGUCUUUUGUUUUUGAUGCUUUUCUGGAACCUUCUGCAUUUACACUUUUGCUUUUCAGAUGGAGGCUCCCCAGAAACACAGGUCCGGAACAGAUACGCCGUCCUUGUUGAGGUCCUACAGGUGGCAGACAGUUCUACAGAACGGGGAGAAGGAACCAGAGUUUAACCAUGCGACAUGGGGCAGCAGCAGCCGGAGGGACAAGUUACAGAAAUGGAGGCGAGUACAAAGCCAGCCAGAGACCGAGCUUUCUGAAUCUAGCCAUGAGCAUCCACAAGCACCAGCGGCCCCCCAAGACAGCAGAGCUGCUGCUAAGAGAUCCGUCUUCCAGAGGGCUUUCUCCACUCCGGCCAAAGUGCCCAAGGCCCAGGAGAGAAGCAGUAAGAUGAGUUUAAGGAAGUACUUGCGCUCUGUGUCCCACCGAAGGAACCAGGAGGGGACCCUCCGAUCGGAAAGGGAGACUAAGGAAGCGAGCAAAGGUAAGACAGCUCUCCCCAAGGGCAGUUUUGUGAUGGACACCAGCUAGGUUUCUGUGUUGUUUUGAACUAGAAGAGAGCAGACCAUACGUGCAGGACAGGCUGGGGGAAGUGGGUAGCUGCCUAAAGCUGGUUCAAGGCCUGACAUUGCUCAAAAACACCUUCCACAUCCUGUCUAGGGUUCUAUCGCCUAUGACUGAGAUAUCUUUUGAAAGCAUGAAGGCAGUGACUGGUGAAAUCCCAGGUGACAAUGCAAGGAGCAACGAGGAAUUGAUGCUUCAGUGCUCUGCAUGACUCUUUACCUUGCACAAACCAUAGUAUAUGCAAAAUAAAAAAGUAAAAAAUAAAAGUAAAGGACCCCUGGACGCACGGAAACGCCAUUUACUUUUCUGCCGCAGCGGUACCUAUUUAUCCUUUUUUUUCUUUCAAAGUUUCAAAAAACAAUUUUACACACACACACACACAUGUUUACAUUAACCCAUAAUCCAUUUCAGUACAUUUAUGGGGUUCCCUGAACCCCCAGACUUCCCCACACUCCUCCCUUGGCUUCCAUAAUUUAUCUUCCUUUUUUACUGCAUCUAAUUCAAUUUAUCUAAACUAUUACACUUCAACUUUAUCCUUUGUUGUUUUAAAUUAUAAGUGCUAAAUCAAUCCUGCUAACGUUUUUAAAUGUUUACAGCGUUCUUUAAUAUAUUCUAUAAAGUUAUGCCAUUUAUUAUCCUCUUGGUGCCUGAUCUUCCCAGUCAGGCUUGCCAUUUUGGCAUAGUCCAUCCCUGGGCAGAUAACAUUCUAGCUGCUGUUGCUGCAUAUAUAAACAGUACUUUCUUAUCCUUCGGUAAUUCUUCUCCUAUUAUACCUAAUAAGAAAGCCUCAGGUUUUUUAAACAAUAGUUAUUUUAAACAUUCCCCCCCCAGUUCAUUUAUAAAUCAUUUCGCAGAAGAGAGGGGUGGUACCUAUUUAUCUACUUGCACUGGCGUGCUUUCAAACUGCUAGGCUAGCAGGAGCUGGGACAGAGCAACGAGAGCUCGUGGGGAUUCGAACUGCUGACCUUCCAAUCAGCAAGCCCAAGAGGCUCAGUGGUUUAGACCACAGCGCCACCCGCGUCUCUAUAAAGAGCAAAAUAAAUGCCCUUAAUGUCCGUAUUUUAUUCAUGCACAGAAUUUGGGUUGUUUCAGCCAAGCUGACACAACCCAUAACUGUUCUGAUCGGUAUUAGAACGCAAAAAGAACCAAAGUGAAGUUGAUAUUCUGGAUUAAUCUGCCAAGGAAAAUAAAUGAUGUGAUACUAUGUCUGGGCUGCCAGUGUCUUCCUCUGUUUCUCAAAGGGUGAGCCUCUCCACCUCUCCAGGAAUUUCUCUCUUCUUGCCAAAUUCUGGGAAGAAUAAUGGUUGGUUUUAAACCACGGUUUAGAAACUAUUGUGCAAUAAGUAAGCAGCUGUCUGUCUUUCAUCAGGCUGCCGUGAAAAAAAGAACUGGUGUGGUGAUCGGCUGGGGAGAUAGUUAAAAGUUUAGGAAAGUGCAAAGUUCCUAGUCUUCUUUAAUUUACCCCUAUACCACAUUUCAGUUUAGGUGCAAAAUUGAAUGGGAUUUUCUUCCCUGUGGGGCAGAAGGGAGGAAUGCUGGCUGAACUAAAGACGAUGCAAAAUAGAUCUAUUGCUGACCCAGUUAAGCUGAAAUGAUUGACUGCAAACCACUUCCGUCCUAUUGACACCAUUCUGAAGUCAGUGAGGCUCUUGAUGCCUAAAGUCGUUUGAGCACAUCUGAAUGUGUUCUUUGAUUUGAUUCCAACUCUCAACCUGCAAAGGAAAAUCCCUUGACACUCCCUGCCCUCUCCUGCUCCAUUGCUUCUGCCAACUGCUAAUAAUACGGUUUGGGUGAGCUUAGGUCUUCCUUAGGUGUCUGUUUCAUGCCUUAGUUUGGUUUACUUGACUGCACCAUUUUAAAAAGUCUGCAUUGAAACAUGCAAGCUUUUUCGUUCUGCUGGUGUUGAAAUGACGGCCGUAGCAGCUACUUCCUUCACUUUGGUGAAAGGCUUUUCCUACGCGAGUUGGCGUUCCGCUCCAUAAAUCUGCACUUGUUUGUUGUGCACAGCCCACACUCCUUACCUCAAAGCAGCGCUUUUGUGGAAUGUGAUUGCGAAACAGCUGUGUCUGUGUGUGGUGUAUUUUAUAUCAUUUAUAAUAAGUGACACAUCCUCUCCCUUUGCUGCCAGUGCUAUCGCUCUGCCUUUUGUUCCCGUUUAUAUUUUAUUAUUUAAGUUUGUUUGUUUUAAAAGCAAAUAAACUAUUUAUUUGGUGGCGUGCUUUGGUGUGAACUCCUGCAUGCGUGGGAAUGCCUAGCCAGUUUUCUUUUCUUUUAAAAAAAGGUUUAUUUUUGCUUUUCGGGUUUAUACAUUUCACUAAUUUUUCAAUCAUUUUAACAUUUCAAAGCUUGACUUCCUUCCCCCUCUUUCUGUGGUUCCUUAAAUUUAUUUUUAAUAUCUUCUGCAUGUCCAGUUUAACUUAAUUUGCUCAUUUAUUCAUCUUCUUUAAAUGUAUACUCUUAUAAAACUGCAGGUUAUUACAAUAAUCCUGCCAAUGUUCUUAUCUGUUUACAAUUUGUAAAUAUUCAAUAAACCAUUUCUAUUCUUUUAUUAAAAAGUUUGUUAUCUUGAUUUCUUAGUUUUCUGGUGAGUUUUGCCAUUUCUGCAUAUUCCAUAAGUUUUUGUAUCCAUUCUUCCUUUGCUGGGACUUCUGCUUCUUUCUAUUUUGGGAUGAGUAACAUUCUUGCCGCUGUGGUCGCAUACAUGAAUAAGUUUCUAUACAGUUAAGGUAGUUCUGGCCAUAUAAUUCCCAAAAGAAAAAUGUUAAGUUGUGGGUGAACAUAUCAGAUGACACAGCGAUUCUUCCAAAGCAGCUCUUUAUUUGUAAGCUGGAACAGAACUAACCGAGGAGCUCAGUCAGCCUGCUUAUAUAGAGCUCCAGAACAAUAGUAACUGUUGCAACUUUCUAAAACUAUCCAAUCACAGAACGUCACUUUUCGAUCCUUCAUUUGCAUACAAACUAUCCAAUCACUGAACGUUACUUUCGAUCCUUCAUUUGCAUAACUAUCUACAGUAUCCCCCUGCUGGCCCAGGGUGAGAACAUCAGUACAUAACAAAAAACUUCUGUGGUUUUUUUUUUACAAACAUUUUUUAAAAAAUAUAUAUAUUUAUUUAUUUUCUUCCUUAAACAGUAUUUUCAACAUUACAAUACCAAACACAAAGACUUUCUGCUCUGCCCAGCAUACGACUUUCCUCCUUCCCUUCAGUAGGUUUUCCACUUUCAGAUCGCGCAGUUUAAAUCUUUAACCUAUUGUCCACAUUGUAGGAUUUAUUUCAAUCCUGCUUGUGUCUUCAGAUUUUUGCAAUUAUUAUUCAAAUAUGCAAUAAAUUUACUCCAGUCCCUUUGGAAUUUCUAAUCGUCCUGGUCUUGAAUCCUGCAAGUCAGUCUGGCCAUUUCUGCAAAGUCCAUCAUCUUCGCCUGCCACUCUGCAAUGGUAGGUACCUCCUGUAACUUCCACUUUUGGGCCAAUAAAGUUCUCGCUGCAACUGUGGUGUACAUAAAUAGUCUUUGGUCUAUCUUUGCAAUUUCCUCUCCCAUCAAACCUAGCAAAAAUGCUUCCGGUUUUUUUGGGGAAGGUAUAUCUAAACAUAUUUUUUAGUUCAUUAUAAAUCAGUUCCCAAAAUAUUUUUACUCUUGUCACAAGUCCACCGCAUGUGAUAAAAGUCACCAUCUGAUUCUUUACAUUUCCAGCAUGUUUUAUCUCUCAUUCUAUACAUUUUAGUUAACUUUACUGUUGUCAAAUACCAGCUAUCUUCAUUACAUUUUCUUUUAAUGCCAUACACUGUAAAUUUCAAAUUUUCAUUCCACAAUUUUAUCCAUGAAUCAAAUUCAAUGUUGUGCCCAAAGUCUAGUGCCCAUUUUAUCACCACUUCUUUCACUUCCUCAUCUUUGGUAAACCAUACUAACAACAAAUUGUACAUCUUAGAUAAAAGUUUACUUCUGCUUUCCAACAGAUCGAUUUUGAAAUCUUGAUUUUUUUGUUUUCAAAACCAACCUUCUUCUUAGCAACAUUAAAUGUGUCACUAACUUGAUGAUAUUGCAACCACCCUGUAAAUAAACCUUCAGUUUGAUCAUAUGGUUUAAGUUUUAAGCCUUGCUUGGUUUCCAUCAAAAUCUCUUCAUAUGUGGCCCACCUUCCCUCCAUAUUUAAUUUUUUGACCGUCAAUACCUCAAACAUUAUUUUAAACAACCCAGCCAGUUUUCUCUCUGUGUAUGUGUGUGUGUUUUAAAAAGAUGAGAUACAGUAGCAUGGUAGUGUUGGGCUCCAUCUUUUUUUUAAAGUCAUCAUAAACCUCUUAAAAAUAGGAAAAUAUUCCAAGAGGUAUGUGAGGGGUGGUGAGAGAGAGAGGAAGGAAGAGAACUUGUAGCAUCUCAAGAGCUAGCCAAUUAGUGCUCUGACUUCUGCUAUGAACAGGAAUACCUAGGAUGCAGCCACACAGCGGUUUAAUGUACAGUGGUACCUCGGUUUUCGAACAGCUUAGUUCACGAACAACUUGGAACCCGAACGCUGCAAACCCGGAAGUAGAUGUUCCAGUUUUUGAACUUCUUUUCGGAAGCUGAACGUGCUCUGUUUUGAGUCCCCCUGUGUUUCCUGUUGCGCUGCUAAAAUGAACUAUGAAAAGAAAAGAAGGGAAGUCAUUGAUAUCUUAAGGAUGUAAAAAUGAGUACUUUAGAUUGUAAAACAGAAAAAUUAAUACAAUGGUACCUCGGUGUACGAACUUAAUCCAUUCUGGAAGUCCAUUCUUAAACCAAAACCGUUAAACCAAAACCGUACCUAAACUGAGGCACACUUUCCCUAAGGAAGCCUCCUGCCGCUGGUGCCCUUCCACUGUUCGGAUUCCGUUAUUAGACCGAGGUAAAGUUCUAAAACCAAGACACUAUUUCCGGUUUUGCUGAGUUUGUAAAUCAAAUCGUUCUUAAACCGGACUGAUCUUAUACCGAGGUAAUGUGUGUGUGUGUGUCUCUCUCUCUCUCUCUGUGUGUGUGUCUGUGUGUGUGUGUGUGUGUGUGUGUGUUGUUUCAGCUUUAGGGAUCUGCCCUGUAUCUUCCGCUGUGAAGACGGAAUUAAUGCAGCUUCUCUGAAAAGAUCUUCUCCUGCUUUUGCCUGCUGUUGCCUUCCUUGUCAUCCAAUGGUCCAACCAUCUCCCUAGCUUAUUUCCUGUUGCUCCACAUUAUGUUGCAUUUUUGUGUUGAGCUAGGUAUACAAGUCUCUUUCCAUUGGGUUUUGGUUUCCUUUCCCCCGCCCUUCCUAAUUGCACCCAAACCCUCUAUGCAAAUUUUGUUUGGGAUUGUUAAACUGGCAAAUAAUUGCUAGCUGCCGCUCAGAGGAGAGGGCGGGAUGGGCAGGGCUGCUGUUGUGGGUGGGGAUGUCUUUCAAAGAUUAUCCUGUGGUGAUUGGCAUGUCAGAAGGAAGGUGGAACUGUGUGGCACAAGCUUUGCUGUUUUGCAGGCACUAACUGGCCAAUGAUGCAGCUCUUGGUAGUAGUGGAAACUGCAGCUCGAUGCUUUUCUGCUGCGAUUGACUAUGCCAACCCAUCCAGCUUUCCGAUCUCUAUCUGCAUGUAGCCGCACAAGUGCGGGCAGGAUCCACCUCAGGGACAGGAGGAGCCGGCAGCCACCCCCUCGUUUCCCUCUGACCUCUCCCUGUGCUUGAGUGGGAUAGAAAAAUCUCAGCCACCAGGAGGACAGCUGCGACUCAUAGGGAGGGCAUGAGAUGCUUGACUUUCCGGUGCCCACAGCCUGGCAGCGUAAUACUUGAAAAGACCCUAAAUGGUGUGCCCAUCAACCCCAAAACACCAGUACAGUGGUACCUCAGGUUACAGACUCCGCUAACCCAGAAAUAGUACCUUGAGUUAAGAACUUUGCUUCAGGAUGAGAACAGAAAUUGCGUGGUGGCGACAUGGUGGCAGUGGGAGGCCCCAUUAGCUAAAGUGGUACCUCAGGUUAAGAACAGUUUCAGGUUAAGAACGGGCCUCCAGAACGAAUUAAGUUCUUAAACAGAGGUACCACUGUAUUGUCAUUUUGUGUGUGUGUGACUCAGUGAAGCCAAGUUACAGGCUGUGCAACUUUCCAUUGUUCAAGGCAAAUUUAGCAAGGUGACCCCGGUCAUAAUGGUUGCGCUCAGCUUCCAAAUAGAUUUUGUCCAGUCUGUGUUAAGGGAUCCCAUUAAGUGGGUGAUUUGCACUUCCUGGAUUAAUAUGGAGAUCCGAUGUCCUGCCUUGGUUCUCUAGAGGUAGGGGUAGGCAACCUAAGGCCCAGGGGGCGGAUGCGGCCCAAUCGCCUUCUCAAUCCAGCCCAUGGACGGUCCAGGAAUCAGCAUGUUUUUACAUGAGUAGAAUAUAAUAAUAAUAAUAAUAAUAAUAAUAAUUUUUUAUUUAUAUCCCGCCCUCCCCAGCCGAAGCUGGGCUCAGAGCGGCUAACAACAGUAAAAAAUAACACAGCUUACAUAAAAUCACAAUCAAUUAAUUGAAAUACAUUCUAAAAUCAAUUCAUUCUAAAAUCAAUUCAAAAUCAAAUUAAUGGCAACCCUUGGGCUGGAGUGCUAUGAGGAUUACAGAGUGAGGGGGUCAGACUGCGCCUUGGCCAAAGGCCUGGUGGAACAGCUCUGUCUUGCAGGCCCUGCGGAAAGAUGUCAAGUUCCGCAGGGCCCUAGUCUCUUGUGACAGAGCGUUUCACCAGAUCGGGGCCACAGCCGAAAAAGCCCUGGCACUGGUUGAGGCCAGCCUAACCUCCCUGUGGCCCGGGAUCUCCAAGAUGUUUUUAUUUGAAGACCAUAAGGUCCUCCCUGGGACAUACCAGGAGAGGUAGUCCCGUAGGUACAAAUGUGUGCUUUUAUUUAAAAUGCGUCUCUGGGUUAUUUGUGGGGCAUAGGAAUUCGUUCAUUCCCCCCCCCCCCCAAUGUAGUCCAAUCCACCACAUGGUCUGAGGGACGGUGGACCGGCCCACAGCUGAAAAAGGUUGCUGACCGCUGCCCUAGAGGAACUCACUUUGCAAGGCAGCAAAGCAGCAAAGCAGGCCAGGUAUUGCAGCACUACGGAGAGCUCCAAGUGAGCUCCAAAGGUCUAGGGGUGAACUGAGGACUUUUGAGCCUUUGUCCAGCUGUUCAUUGCUGGGCUCUGAGGCCAUGGCAGAACAUCAGUUAUCCUUCAGUUUUCACACAUCUCUGAAUCUUAAGAUACACUUCUCUGGCCUAAACAAAAAGCAAACACUGUUCAUAAAUGCAUAUUGUAUGUUAGAAUGCAUAUAAAAUGCCCCCCUAUAUAUAAUUAAAUUUUCUUUUCUACAAUUUAAAGUACUCAUAAUUACAUCCUUAAGAUAUCAAUGACUUCCCUUCUUUGCUUUCCAUGGUUCAUUUUACAUAUCAUAAAUCCCUGCAUAUUCUACAGAAACUAUACCAUUCAGGAUGCCAUUACUGCAUCCAUCAAAACAUAUUUACACUGUUGAAUUUAUGUUAACGCUGCCAGCAUUUUCAGCUGUACACAGUUUAUAUAUAUAUGCUAAAUCUAAAGUUGCCUGAUUUAUUCAGUGGUGUUUAUCUAGUCUUUUAUAUAUUGUAUGUGUUUGGAUUAUCAAUGUAUGAUUUUAUGAUUUUACUGUUUUAACUUAUGCCAAUAAAGGCUAGUUACAAGUUACAAGUCACAAGGGCAUAGCAUAUAAUGGAAAGACACGUUGAUGGUAGUUACUUAGUUGGGAGGAAAAUAUAUUUUGCUCUCACGUCUUUAUUAGCAAGUAUGAGCCCGGGUAAACCCAAAUGCCUCCUUGUUCUUCUUCUUGCAGGUGAUGAUUCUACUGUCCAGUUAACCCAACUGACUUCGGCUGUGCCAACGGAUGCAACCAUCUGGGAUGUGGCCAAUGUGUCCCUGGUGGAUCGACAGCUAAUGGUCUUGGGCAGAGAUGAGGAGGUGGGGCCAUCUCUGACAUUCAAAACUGUAGGAGGGAGAAGGAGGGUGUGUGUGUCUGUCUGAGCACACCCAACACACGCUCGCAUGUCAAGGAAGUGUAUGCUUCUCAGGCCAUGAACUGCUGGCUGAGUGUUGACUGAAGCCACUGCUGCUCAGAGACCUGAGCCCAACUUUGCUGGUUAUGGAUGGCAUCAGUACAGUGGUACCUCGGGUUAAGUACUUAAUUCGUUCCGGAGGUCCGUUCUUAACCUGAAACUGUUCUUAACCUGAGGUACCACUUUAGCUAAUGGGGUCUCCUGCUGCCGCCUCGCCGCCGGAGCACGAUUUCUGUUCUCAUCCUGAAGCAAAGUUCCUAACCUGAGGUAAUAUUUCUGGGUUAGCGGAGUCUGUAACCUGAAGCAUAUGUAACCUGAAGCGUAUGUAACCCGAGGUACCACUGUACCUUAAAGGUUCCUGCCAAAUUUUCUACACUGCCAGUAAGGAUUCAUAGAGUAAUGGUCCUCCAUGGGUCACAGAUACAGGUCUCUCAACUCCCGGAAAGUAGAAAGGAAAAUGGGCCUUCUAUCCAGCCCCAAUGCAGCUCUCACUCUGGGGUGUGGGGUGGGGGAGCUAGGAUGUCAGCGCCUGGGAAGCAGAGCAGAAAUGGGAACUCUUAUGUUAAGCUUGUUCUACAGGAUCCAAUGAGAGAAAUGGGCCCAUUUUCCUUUCUGCUUUCCUGAAGUUGAGAAAUUUUCUACACUGGCUAAAAAGCCGCCUUCUUAACACACUGCUUUGGACCACGAGGGAAGUUGCCUCGUUUGUUUAUUUAUUUAUCUAUUAUUAUAUUUCAUCAUAUUAUUUAUAUACUGCCUUUCAUCAAAAGAUCUCAGGGCGGCUCACAAGAUAAAAAUACAAGGGGAAAGCACAAAUAAAUAGUUAAAAUGAAAACAACAACACAUACACCCCUCCCUCAGACACUAAAAAUAUAUAAUGAAGGCGCCAGGCGAACCUCCCUGGGGAGAGCAUCCUACAAAUGGGGGCCAUUGCGGAAAAGGCCCUGUUCAGUGUUGCCACCCUCUGGACCUCUUGUGGAGUAGGCACAUAAAGAAGGGCUUCAGUGGUUGAAUACAGAGUCUGGGAUGGUUUCUAUGGGGAGAGGCGGUCCUUGAGGUCUUGUGGUCCUGAGCCCCACCUUUUCCCUUGACAGGGACUCAAGGAGGCUUACAGCUAAAAUAGAAACAGCUAAAAACUUUGAGGGUGGGGGGAAGCAAUCAUGUAAAACAAGCAAACAUUUAUUUUUUAUUUUUUCUGUUAAAACAUACAGAUCAUUCCAAUAAAAGCAUCACAGCACUAGCCCUUUCCUUAAAAAAACAUUUAGCUCUUGUUGUUGGAACAAGAAAGUCUUCACCUGCUGUAGUGUAGAAGUAUGGGGAAGAGGGAAAUCAUUAUCAUCAUUAUCACCAUCAUCUAUUUUGUCCGUGGUGUUUGGUUUGCCAUUUUAGGGUCUGCUCCAGAAUGGGAAACGAGCCAGUUCUGCUUCAGAGUCAAGUUUACUAUACCCGCCAGGUACCCAGAGGGACAAUGGUGAGUACUGAGAGACUGCCAUAUGCACACACAGAGAGAGAGAGUCUGUUGAAAAGGAGAGCAGGGCGUUGGAAGGAUCCAGUCCUUGCCAGCCUCCGAGAUCAUGCCCAGGGUGUUUGUAUUUUUGACAUCAAAGCCCAACAACCCAAAUCAUGCGAGCCACGGAGUCAGAGCCCUACCAACCACUGGGAAGCUAGUUUUCAGUAGCCACCAACCUGCUCCGUAAAUUGGGAUCCUUUAAAUGAGGUAACAGAGCUGCUGGAGCCUGAACAAUGUCCCCUGGCAUAAGAUCAGGAGAGCCAUUGUAUCAUGUGUCAAAAUGUUUCCUUGAGAGCUCCAGUGUAGAAAGUACCGUAUUUUUCGCUCUAUAGGACGCACCGGACCAUAGGAGGGGGAGAACGGGGGGGGGGGGAAUUCUCCCCCUCUCUGCUCAGCGCCCCUUCAGCGAAGCAUCAGGAGAAACGGAGCCCCUUCCAUUUCUCCUCCCACUUCGCACUGCGCAGAGAGGGAAAACUGUGCAGCGUCUCUCCAGCGAAGCGAAGCCUGGAGAGCAAGAGGGAUCGGUGUGCACUGACUCCUCUUGCUCUCCAGGCUUCAGGCAGCUAUCUGCAAGCCUUCGGAGCGCAGCGGGAACUCCUGCUGCGCUCCGAAGGCUUGCGGAUAGCCGCCUGAAGCCCCCGGAGCACAGUGGGAGUUCGCGCUGCGCUCCGGGGGCUUCAGGUGGCUUCACGUUGCUAUCGCUGAAGCCAAGGAGCCUGUAUUCACUCCAUAGGACGCACACACAUUUUCCCUUCAUUUUUGGAGGGGGAAAAGUGCGUCCUAUAGAGCGAAAAAUACGGUAUUUGUGACCAUUCAUUUCGCAGGCCCACCUCACCCGUGAGGGCAAGGUGAGGCGGGUCCACGGGAGCAGCAGGUCCUGAUGUCAAUCUUUAUUCCCCCCGUAUUCCCGAUAUAGAUCUUCCCUCACUCCUGCUUCCCUGGUGGGGAGGGGGGACACCAUUUUGGGAUCCGCCUCUGGCGCCAAAAUGCAUUGGGUGGGUCAGAAUUGGGCUGGCAAAGAGCCUCAGUCCAGGAUACAGAGGGAGCAGCAAAUGGUGAGCUGGAUGCUGGGUACUGGGUACCCAUCUUCCAGGAGCUGCCUCUUCUGGCCAACAUGACAGGCAACCAGCCCACUUUGCUUGGUCCAUUUUGCUCCCGACAGAAAUGCUCAUCGAGGGAAGAAGCUUCUUAGACUCACAGACUCCCGAGAAAAGACCCUGCCAAGAGACUUCCUCUGGCUCGCAGCUCAGCAAUGUGAAGGUACAGAAGAUGUUCAGUAUUUUGCAGGUUCAGGGAGCCCAGACUGGUGCUUGCUGGGAGCGGAGGAGAGAGGGGGGCCUUAGGAGGGAGGCAUGACUCCUCAAGGGAGACUACGAAGAGCUAUUUCAUUUACCGUAUUUUUCGCUCUAUAACACGCACCCGACCAUAACACGCACGUAGUUUUUAGAGGAGGAAAAUCCGUAGGCAUGCCACCCGUAGCCAUUCCCUCCAUAACACGCACAGACAUUUCCCCUUACUUUCUAGGAGGAAAAAAGUGAGUGUUAUGGUGCAAAAAAUACGGUAUAUAUUAUUAGUUUUUUUAGCAUAUCAUUUUCUACAAUUAUUAAACAUACUUUUAUAUCUUAUACAAUUUUUCUGACUUCCAUCAAUCACAUCUGAAAAUCUUCCAAUCUUUUUCACUUAAUUUACAUUUCUUACUUUCACUAUUACAUUUAAAUAUCAUAACUAAUGUCUCACUUCUUUCUCUUCUUUGCAAUAUUUCAUAUAUUCCUCCUUACAAAACUUCUUGUAGUCCUACUAGCAUAAUUUGUUGAUUACAGUUGCUCUUCAAAUAGUUCCAAUUUUCUGUAAAUCUCUGGUUUAAAGGUGAAGGGACCCCUGACCAUUAGGUCCAGUCGUGACCGACUCUGGGGUUGCGGUGCUCAUCUCGCUUUAUUGGCCAAGGGAGCCGCUUCCGGGUCAUGUGGCCAGCAUGACUAAGCUGCUUCUGGCGAACCAGAGCAGCACAUGGAAACGCCGUUUACCUUCCUGCUGGAGUGGUACCUAUUUAUCUGCUUGCACUUUGAUGUGCUUUCGAACUGCUAGGUUGGCAGGAGCAGGGACCGAGCAAUGGGAGCUCACCCCAUUGCGGGGAUUCGAACCGCCAACCUUCUGAUAGGCAAGUCCUAGGCUCUGUGGUUUAACCCACAGUGCCACCCGCGUCCCUAAAUCUCUGGUUUACGAAGAACUAUUUCAAAACAGCACUGGGCUGAGCGGGCUCAUGAUGGUCUGGCUUGGCAUAAGGUAGCACCAUUAUCUGACCUGGGGCGCUUGUCAGAUGAGACCUGUGUUCGUCCAGAUGUUGUCGGGCUCCAACUCUUGUCAGCCCCAACCUCCAUGGUUGAUAGUUGGGAGUAGUGGGUGUUGCAGUCCAGUCGCAUCUAGAGCAAACCAAGUUCCACACUCCUGUUAUGGGGCAAGUCACACAGAUAAACACUCUUCUGCGCUCAGAAUUCCUUUGUUUCUUCAUUUAUUUAUUGCAUUUAUUACAUCUCACACCAUCUCUAGGGGCUGCUAUGGAAACGCAUCAAGGACCGGAAAGGACGGCUCCAGGCCAAGGCUGACUCCUCUACUGGACUUGUUGCUAAUGGUAACAGGUAGGCCCUGAAGCCAGUUUGGAACAGAAGCGUCCAUUGUUUUCUGUCUUUUAUGCCUCUUUAUGGAUGCAAUGGGAUGCAGGUGGCGCUGUGGGUUAAACUACAGAGCCUAGGACUUGCUGAUCAGAAGGUCGGCGGUUCGAAUCCCCACGACGGGGUGAGCUCCCGUUGCUUGGUCCUUGCUCCUGCCAACCUAGCAGUUCGAAAGCACGUCAAAGUGCGAGUAGAUAAAUAGGUACCACUCCGGCGGGAAGGUAAACAGCAUUUCUGUGCGCUGCUCUGGUUUGCCAGAAGCGGCUUAGUCAUGCUGGCCACAUGACCCGGAAGCUGUACGCCAGCUCCCUCGGCCAAUAAAACGAGAUGAGCACUGCAACCCCAGAGUCGGUCACGACUGGACCUAAUGUUCAGGGGUCCCCUUUACCUUUACCUUUUAUGGAUGCAAUGGGCCCCAUUUCUUUCCGCCUGUGUUUAUAUUUCCUGAGAACUAGAACGAAACCAAGGUUAGAUCAGGGAAUUUAUCUAAUAACUUGGAUUGGCUGCAUUAAAUGCUGGCACCAUGUCUUCUUCAGAGGGGGUAGGAUGCUAUGGACAUUUUGUCAAACUCACCAUGCCUGAAAGGAUGCUCUGUUUACUUUGUUGCGGGUACCAGAUUGCUUCACAGCCACUCUGUUUGGCUGGGGGCCCACAUGGCCUUUCCCCCGGGUUGUGAUGCUAGGAAGGGGGGACUCCCUUUGAACCCUGUAUGUGCUCGCCCCCUGAUAGGGUUUCACUCUUCUUCCAACAUCUCCUCCAGUUCCAGGUUGGUGCUGCUAGGAAAAUGGCAGGAAAGAAGACAAAGAAAGCUGUUAAGGGAGGGACAAGCCUCUGAUAACUUUUUCUGCCGGAUGCUGCAAAGUUAGUUUAAUUUGAACAGAAAUAAAAGUCUUAAUAAAAUAUGCAAGGAAGGGAUAAUAAUGCUUCUGUUGGUGAUGGUGUCAGAUGUUCAGGGUUGUCCACCCACACUGUCUUCUCCUAUCCUGGCCCCUCUUGUCACUUCCUCCAGGGAGGCCCUUCCUGGCCCGGCUGUUCUCAUGGACUUGGGCAACGAAAAGGAUGCCUUGAUCCGCCCACUUCACAACAGCCUUCUGGGAGAGCGGUACUGCUUUGAGGUAUGAGCCUAUUGUCAUCCCUUGACCUGAGAAGCUGCAUUUCUCCAGUUAUGAAGGAAGACGUUCAGAGCCAGGCCUUGGGAGCUUGACCCAGUGAUGAAAGAAAUGCCUUCUGUACGCACUCGAGGACUCUGUCUCCUCCAGCUGGUCCAAGACGUGGAGAACUCGGCUUCCCAACCUCAACAAAGCUGCCUUCAGGCUGAAGCUCAGUCAUCUGUGUUGUUUUAUCUAUAAAGCUGUCGUGGCUACAUGAGGGGCUUCAAGAAGCUCUUUUGUUGGGACUGGACCUGUAGACGAAGCAGAGGAGCAUAUUUUGGGGAAGGAGUAGGGCAAAGCCAGAGGCUGGCCAUUCUUAGAGGGAGACAGCAAUGCAAGCACUUUUUUUUAAGCUUACGGCGAGGCCCUAGCAUUGGCACUGGGAUGCAGUGCUGAUGCCUGGCUUGGAUUAAACCCUGCCUCUUCCUUGUCACUCCCAAGUCCCCCAGGGUUUGGUUGCCCAUGGGACAAACCCAGCGUGUGCUCUUAAGCACAACCCUUCCUUCCUCUUCUCAGGUGCUGAGCACUGGGGGGCGCCGCUGCUUCAGCUGUGGCUCUGCUGCCGAGAGGACCCGCUGGAUGGAUGACUUGCGCCGGCUUGUCCAGCCCAGUAUGGUAAAGAAGCAUCUUCUGUACUUUGUGCUGCUUGUAAAGUCCCACCCCUACUUCGUCUCCCCUAAUCUAUGUCAGUCCUGCGUCGGUUAAUCUGAGCUUUCUGCCUCUGAGCUCUCUGUUCUAAUACCUUCAAUGCCUGGUCCGCCGGGGGAUGCAGUCAGGAAUGCUCUCCAAGGACACUGGACUCUGUCAGCUGUCUCUCCCCUGGUGCUUCUUCUUCUUCCUGCUGUUCCUCUUCCAAUAUUUCCCAGCUUCUCCCCUCUGCAGCCUCUGAACUCUGCCCUUCUGCAAACCACUGAUCUAAAUCUAUACUGUCCUCCUCGGGAAGGUUCAGAAGAAAGGGGGGGUGGUCCCCACCAUUCAUCUUCAGUCCAGCCCCUGACAUCUGUCCUGUUCUCUGCACUUGUCCACCCCUCUCCUCUGGGGCAGAAGUUGUGGCCUGACCAUUCCACGGUCUCAUAGAAGAGUUAGCACUGCUGUACUUAGAAGCAAACACAGGCCCUGAAUUCCUCCCGUCUUUUGGCCUUGUCUCUGCUGGAUUCUGCUUCCAUUGUUUUUUGUUUCCCUUCCAGCUUUUUUAAUUAAAAAAAUGAACUAAGUCACUACUCUUUUAGUUCAUUUAUCAAUGCGGGUUCAUCUCUGAGCUAUAUACAUUGCAUAGCACAUAGUUAAAAUCCACAGUGGACAAGUGCAUUCAAAGUCAUUGCACAAGGCGUUUUUUUCAUUGGAUGCAAAUUCAGGUUCCUUCCUCCCAACCCCCAAUAACAAAAUCAAGCAAAUUAAAUUUAACUUUGAGAAUGAAACAUAUAUUCUGCCUCCAUUGUUGAACUAGAUGACCCUCGGGGUCCCUUCCAAGUCUACAAUUCCAUUAUUCCACCUUGACCCACCUUCCGCCUUCAACCUCAUCCCACUUGCCUCUUGCUUUCCCUUCAUCCUGCGUUCAGUCUGCCUCUCGAGUGACAGAUUUCCGGCUGCAUCUGCUUGCCUUGCUCCAUGUCUCGGUGUUCCUUAACCAAACCGCUGGCUCAAUUCCCCAGGACAACUGCGAGCGGAUCGAACGCAUGCUGAGCCUCUGGGUGUACGAAGCCCGCGACCUUGUUCCCAGGAAGCGCUACCUCGGCGAGGUGCGACUGGAUGGGGUCCUCUACGCUCGCACCACAACCAAGGCAGCCAGCCCCACUGGAACCAUCUUCUGGGGGGAGCACUUUGACCUGAAGACUCUUCCGCCAGCAGUGGAGCUGCAGGUCUGCGUGGUGCAGGAGGAGGACGGGCAGCAGCGGGCAAAGGGCAGCCCGGUUGCCAGCAUGGCCGUUCCCCUGAAGGAGCUGGCUGCGGUCCGCCAGCCCUUGGAAAGGUGGUACCCCUUGGGCAGAGACAGGCCCAACACGCCCGCCCUACGGCUACGUGGACGCUACUGCAACAUCCGAGUGCUGCCCAUCGUGCAAUACAAAGAGUUUGCUGAGUAUCUCACCUUCCACUAUCGGGAGCUGUGUGCCGGACUGGAGCACAGCCUUAACGCCCGGGACAAGGAGGAGCUGACGGGGGUGCUGGUUCGCGUCCUGCAAAGCACAGGGAAAGCCAAGGUAUCUCUUUGUUUGCAAAGGUUCAGGGCCGGCCCACCCGUGAGGCUAGGCAAGGCGACUGCCUUGGGCUGCAGGAUCCACAGGGCCAGCAGAUAUCUAGGACUAGAUGAUCCUCAGGGUUCCUUCCAGCUCUAUGAUCCUAUCAUUCUACAUCUGGAAGGGACCCUGAGGACCAUUCAGUGCAACCUCCUGCAAUGCAGGAAUAUGCAGCUGUUCCAUACGGGGAUUGAACCUGCACCUGUCAGGAUGCUGUCAGCGGCUCCUGGCUGGCUGCCCAGGAAAGUAUAAAGACGGGGAAAGGUUUCUUACUGUCCUUUUUUAUUUCAAUCUUUACAGAGAGGCCAUAGAGCCCAGCCUCUUGGAUAGUGGCAUUGUCCCAAGUGAAUCUCCACCCCCCGUCUCUCCCACAUUCUCAUCUCCUCUACGGGUUCUUCUACGUGCCCUUUGCUCUCCUACUUUUAAGGCUCACUGUGUUCUGGGAGAUGGAGGGUCUGGAAUGCUUUCUAAUGACAAUGUGUCAGCCAGCUGCCGCUCUGAUUCUGCCUUCUCCUCCUCAUUAUUUCCCAACUUUCCUCCUCAUCUGCCUCUGAGCUGUGACUUCCCGCAGACCACUGUUGUAAAUCUAAAUUGCCUUCCUCUUCCUCCUCCCUGGGAGGGUCAGGAUGGGGAGGUGGUCUCCGCUAUGACUCCUCUGCCCAGUCCUAGACAUCACCCUUGGCAUUAUCAGCACCAUGCUCUAACCAACGGUACUAUUGAGGCUGACUUAUCCCCACGACCACCUUCAGCGCUAGAGGUGCCGGAACUCACCAUGAACACCUCCCUCAUUCUCUUAGAAUGGCAAUGGCAUCCACCUGAGAGGUUCUGGAAUUGCAUUCCAUUGAGUUCCAGCUGGGGGAAAAAAAGCUCUGAUGUUCCUGAUGUAGAUCUUCACCCAUCCCUUCUUCCCUGGCAGGGAGCGGGACGCCAUUUUGGGAUCUGCCUCAGGUGCCAAAAUGUCUUGGGGCUGGCCCACAACGUAGAAGAUGGGAAGGCCUUGGAUACAACAGCUGCACAGCCAGUUCAAAGCUGAUUCCCCUCACCUGUCAUUGUGUUCCGCUGGUUCUAGCCUUCCAGCCUGCUGCCCUUCUAGGGUUUUCUAGUAUUGCAGGGUUACUAAAGUGGCUCUCGGAAGGCCAGGUUUGCUGCAAGAAUAACCCUGGACUGCUUUGCGCUUUCCCAGAGCUGCAGCAUGGACACAGGGCCCUGGAUAUCACUAGGUUGGGAGCCUGGUUCAGAAUCAGGAUUCCAGGGUGAGUCAGUUGGUAUGGGAGAUCUCUGAGGAAGGGUAGGGUUUGUUCAACUAACCCUUCCUGUCUUGUGUUGCAGGACUUUCUCAUUGACUUGGGUGUGUCAGAGCUGGACCGUUUCGAUGAGCGCGAAGCACUGAUUUUCCGUGAAAAUACCCUUGCCACCAAAGCCAUCGAUGAAUACAUGAAGCUGGUGGGAGGCCCUUACCUGCUGUCCACACUGAGUAAGUUGGCAACUGGCGGAUAGGGGCGUGCAGAAUUUUCUGAAGGAGCUAGUUAGGUUUCCCUGCUUGAUUGCUGCCAGAGGAAACUCCAGAGUUUGGGCCUCUAGCAACAAAGAGUAUUGCGCUCCUUUAAAGACUUAACAUAUUUUAUUUUGUGAGCUAGAACCCACUUCAACAUCUGCAUGAGUGCUAUCCUCAGUUGCAGGAUUGGUACAGAAUGUCAUUCUUCUCUGGUUAAACUUAAACUGGCAGAUUAAGUUGAUGGAUUAUGCAGAAAUGGCAAAAAUGACUGGAAGAAUCAGAAAUCAGGAAAACCAGAAUUUUAAUAAGGAAUGGGGAAAAUUUAUAAUUUAUAAUUAAAAGUAAUUGUAAACAGUUAAAAUUGUUAGUAGCCUUGGAAUAACACGUAGUUUAAUGGUGAAUUUUGGAUAUAAUGGAGAUGUAAAAGAUUUGAAUUAUUAUAAAAAAUGCAGGAGGAAAUGACUAACAAUAGGACCCACAAAGGGGAGGAGGGAAGUCCAGGAGAGUCUUUGAAAUCUUGAUUUUAUGAUGUAUGUUGGAUAUGUGAGCGUAAAAUGUUAAUUUGAAAAACCAAAUAAAUAAAUUUAAAAAAAGAAAAGAAGUGGCAACAGAAUGCAAAAAGUACAGCUUGCAACUCUCUAUGGCCUGUAAAAGUGUGGGCGAGAGGAUAGUUAUUAUGAUGAUUAUUUUUUUAGUAGGCUGUCGGUCAGUAUGCUUUCUUUACUAAGUUAUUAUUGAUGUUUUGUAAAGUGUUUCUAAUGUCAUGCACCGCCUUGAGAUCUUUUGAUAAAGGGUGGUAUAUAACAUUGAAAUAAGAAGAAGUCAUUUUGACCUCAGGUCUAUGCAAAAUGACCCUUCAUGGCAGUAUUAGCUGGGAACGCUCAAGUAGUCUGGUCAGUGCCGGAUUUAUGUGUAAGCUAAACAAGCUAUAGCUUAGGGUCCCACUCUAUGGGGGGGGGGCAAAAAACAUUAAAGGAAAAAACUGGAUGUACAUUUCCAAAAUACAAGAUAAAAAACAAAUAAAACAAAACCUACAUACAGCAACAGUGUUCUGUGUUGUGUAGGCUCCUAUGAUGUAAGUCAUGGGCCCCGCCUGCUAGCCUGCUCCCUAAAAUACCACUGGUUCACUCAUUUCUAUAUAUAGGGUGCCUACAUUCUGCAUGGCAACAUGUGCAAAUGGCUUUAGAUACCUAUUAGGUCUAUAAAUUAUCAUAUAGCAUAUGUUCAACACAAAAAAACAGAGGUAAUUUGUUGUUGACAAAGGACAGCUGGAUAUAUAAAGGGCCCCAUUACACCAACCUAGCAGUUCGAAAGCACAUCAAAGUGCAAGUAGAUAAAUAGGUACCGCUCUGGUGGAAAGGUAAACGGCGUUUCCGUGCGCUGCUCUGGUUCGCCAGAAGCGGCUUAGUCAUGCUGGCCACAUGACCCGGAAGCUGUACGCCAGCUCCCUCGGCCAAUAAAGCGAGAUGAGCACCGCAACCCCAGAGUCGUCCGCGACUGGACCUAAUGGUCAGGGGUCCCUUUACCUUUACCUUUACCUUCAGUUGCUUAGGGCCUCAUCAAACCUCAAUCCGGCCCUGAGUCUGGUCUUCAUUGUGGGUCAUGUUGUAGUCCAAGGUAUCCCUGUUGUAACUCUAGCCAACACUGUAGCCUGGCUGAAAUUAAAGCAUGAGGCUGUGUUGCAGGUGAUAUAGUCGCCCAGCCAUACACUUUAGAGGACAGCUGUGAAGUGGAUCCCAGCAAAUGUGCGCCGUGUGACCUGGCUGACAACCGCAGCAACCUGCAGCACAUCUGUGAAGAGAUCUUCCGGAGGAUUGCUGUUUCUAGCCAGUGAGUGCUUGAGUGGGUCAUUGGCGGGUGGAGGGGGGCAGACGCUCUCCCCACUGGGCCUGCAGAAGUGAAGCCAGGGGCACCAUUUGUGGUUUUCUGUGCCCGCCACUAUGCCUCUCAUUCACAGAGUAUCGAGCCAGAAAGUUGCAGUCCAGGAUCCCUCUUACGGCCCCCUCAGCCAGGCAGCACUCUGGCCCAAAUGAAUGGGAAACAGCAGUGUGGGAAUGUUCAGGGAUGCAGGAGAGGAUAUAUUGUUUGAUUAUAACCUUUCCAACUUGUGUAAACAAGUUCACAAUUUAGCAGAGUAACCUUCCCCUUUUUAAACUCACAGCGGAUGCGUUUGCUCAGGCUCGCUAAAGCCUCUAUAAUAACUGUCCUGGUAUUUCCCCCCCCCCCCUUUAUUGCCUCAUAAAAGAUAAGACAUGCCACAGUCUUCUAUAAAAGUAUAAAAAGAGUUUACUCACUCACAUUCUGUUCAGAAUCGGAUCCCAGAAGGCAGACUUAGCUUAGAAAAGCAACAUACACCUGGAAACUACCUCAUAAGGAGACAGUCCCUUUGUCCUCUCUUGGCUGGAGAACAAGAGAACAUCUUUGGCUAAGCAGAUGUUGCUUCUUCGACGAAAGUAGUCAUAGAGAUGGAGAGAUGGCGGCCAGUCCUAUGCUUUUGUUACCUGCACAGGUGAGGCCACGCCCACCUCUAGUCACAUGCAGAGGAAGUCUGUCCCAGCCCAGAAGGAAACAGGAAGUUUACCUGCUGGCUGGACAAACAUUCCUCCCCAUGUGUAAACAUGUUCACUCUAGGAAUGUUGUACUUGACUGCUCUUGUGUUUCACAUUCCACAGGCAGGGCAUUCAGUUUGAGGAGGGGCUCCCCGAGAUGUCGGGGCUCAGCAAGCGCUACCAGAGUGUCACUGUUUUGGGGUGGGAUUCAGUCAAGUCCCAGGAAGUUCAGGCUGCACAGUUCAUGCUGAUUUGGAGCUCUUGUGAAACAAACCCACUUCCCCCAAAGAUUGGAUUUUUUUUUUUAAAAAAAUUGCGAUAAGGAAAGGGUGAAAUGGCAGCUGCUUGAUGCAGAUUUGUCUUAUCAAGAUGAUUGCUCAGUAGAUAGCCAAGGUUGUCUAAUCUCUGUAAACAAAUUGGGCUGAAUGCUCAUUAAACAGGCUGCUUGGAAGCGACCUUAGUCAUAAUGAAAAGAGUGCCUUUGAUUCUAUGCAGGAUAAGACAAGCAACUCUCAUAUCUGAGGACAAGAGAAAGGAUUUCUAGCAGAGUGGAUUGCACUAUUUAGGUUAGUGCAAUUGAAGUGGCGUGCUCCAUUACCCCUGGGCAACAAAUCCAUUAAAAAACCCCAAAACAAACCUGUAGCCUUUUUGCAAUUAGGAAAGUGACAUAGAAAUGCCCUGAGAAGUGUGGGAUGAAGAUUAACAGGAAUAUUUUUACAUAUGCAACAGCUGCGGCCCAUGUUUUGUUAGCCCAAAAAUGGAAAAUGAGCCAGGUCCCAACCAAAGAAGAGUGGCAACUUAAGCUGACAGAAUAUGCACAACAUGCAGACUUAACACAUAGAAUAAGAGAACAAGAAGAACAUACGUUUAGAGAAGAUUGGAAAACAUUUAGUGAAUAUAUGGGAAAUAAUUGUGUACAGCUGAAAACGCUGGCAGCAUUAAGAUAAAUUCAACAGUGUCAAUAAGUUCCGAUGGAUGCAAUAAUGGAAAACUGAUUGGUAUAGUUUUUGCAAAAAUUGCAGGGAUUUAAGAUAUGUAAAAUGAACUGUGGAAAGAGAAGAAGGGAAGUCACUGAGAUCUUAAGGAUGUAAAAUGAGUAUUUGAAAUGGUAAAACAGAAAAUUUAAGAAAAAUUAUAUUUAAAGAAGAUUAACAGGAAGACUGCAAGGAAAUCAGGAUGAAUGCUCAUUGUCAUAUACUGUAAGCACCCUAUAAGCAAAUCAGAAGAAACAUUCAAUCAAGUAUGGACUGUGGGCCUCUCGAGGCAGGUGUAUCCUGCAAUAUGUCAUUGUCAGUGAUAUAUUUAUAAUAAAUAAAUUUAUAUUUAUAAUAAAUAAAUUUAUUAGUUCUCUAAUUCCUCCCCAAUGUUUCCACAUUAUGCAUGUCUAGGUGGGCUCUCUUGCGCUAUAUAGUACAGGAAAAGUGGGACGACAAGAAUCCCCAGAACAUUUGUGGGAUUUGAACAAGAAGCUAUAGGUCAUUCACUGCUUGGAAUUGAAGCAGUACAUCUGUCCUGAAACCUCUGUGGGCACAAACAGCAUUGGAAGUGGGAUUGCUUAUACUGUAACUGCCCUGAUAUUUUAAUGAAUGUCCAGAAACAAGGAUAUCCAGAGAGGCCCAUAAUCUAACUGCUGUUUAAGCAAAUCAGGAUGAUUGCAGAAUAAGCAGAUUGACAGGAGGAGUCCUCAGAGUUUCUGAGGCCAGUCACUGAGCCAGCCAUUGGCAAAUCAUUACUUUGGCUCAGGUAACAAUGUGAACUAGUCAAGAGACCUUCCUUGGGUCUGUUAUUGUUCACCUUCAGGAUGUGCUUCUGUCCAACUCAGCUCUGUGUCACUCCGCUAGAACGGCAGCCAUUGUGGGGAGAGCGGGGAGUUUCAGCUGAGGGAUAUUCCUGGAUCUUUCCCCAAAUGUCCAACUUCCACUUUAAGCGGCUGUAAAGUAUGAGGAAAAAACGACGGAGCAGUAUCAUACUGCAUUGUCCAAUAAGCGGCAAUAAUGCCUGACUUUGUCAUUGUGUGCAAAAAACGCUGGCAUCGCUGUCAAGCAGAAACUGAUAAUUUUAUGAAACGGGGUGUUAUUUUAUGAAUAUCAUAGCUUCAGAUGUCUUAGUCGGUUUUGGCUUGUUCUGUAGCGAUUCCCUAUCCUAUCCAGGUGUUCUGUGCGGCCCCUUCAUCACAAAAUGUCUGCCCUCAGGCCUUCUCACAGCCAGCCAACUCCUUCUUUUCUGUCUGCAGCUCCUUCCCAGCUGAGCUCAGUGAGGUCUUCACUGCCUGGCAGGAGGCAUGCCAGCUAAGGGGCAAAGCCAGCAUCGGGCAGCGCCUCAUCUCUGCCUCCUUGUUCUUGCGCUUCCUCUGCCCGGCCAUCAUGUCGCCCAGCCUCUUCGGCCUCACUCAAGAGUACCCGGAUGACACCACCUCCCGCACCCUGACUCUGGCAGCUAAGGUUAUCCAGAACCUGGCAAACUUUACCACGUAGGUAACUGUGGCCCUGGCUGUGCCCAGCAAGGGUGAUUCAGUAUGAGGCUUGAGAAUGGCUUGGAAUACUCCUCCAGGCAAGUCCUCAAAAAAAGAAAAAACGUCAGGAUUUGCACUCAGGGCAUUGGUAUCAGUGCAUGGGUUUCUUUGCAUGUGAAGAAUUCACAGCAAGGAAGGGUAAUUGUGCUUUCUUUCAGAGGUUUAUCAACUUAGCUUAAAACGGCAUUUUCGGUUGGCAGUUUUAAAAAGAAUCUGAAAUGAGCACAAACAAGUAGGUUGUUUAAUCGUUCAAUAUAAUAAGAAAUUAAUUACAGUGGUACCUUGGGUUAAGAACUUAAUUCGUUCUGGAGGUCCGUUCUUAACCUGAAACUGUUCUUUACCUGAAGCACCACUUUAGCUAAUGGGGCCUCCCUCUGCCGCCGCACAGCUGGUGCACGAUUUCUGUUCUCAUCCUGAAGCAAAGUUCUUAACCCGAGGUACUAUUUCUGGGUUAGUGGAGUCUGUAACCUGAAACGUAUGUAACCUGAAGGCGGCCCUGUUUAGGGAAGUUUUUAAUGUCUGAUGCUGUAUUGUUUUUAAUAUUCGGUUGGAAGCUGCCCAGAAUGGCUGGGGAAACCCAGCCAGAUGGGGGGAGUAUAAAUAAAUAAAUUAUUGUUAUUGUUAUUGUUAUUAAUAUUAAUAUUCCAUUUUCUGCAGGUUUGGAGAAAAGGAGGCGUACAUGAGCUUCAUGAAUGAGUUUCUGGAGCGCAACUGGGGCACCAUGAAGUCAUUCCUCUGCAGCGUCUCCAGCCCUGGCAGUGCCAUCCACUUGCCAGCGUAUGACGACUCCAUUGACCUGGCCCUGGAAUUGUCCAUCCUGCAUUCCCUGCUCUGCAACAUCUUUUCUACCCUGGAAGAGGUACCAGCUGCCUGUCUUGUGUGGCACCUCCACUUGGAUGGGCUUGGCCUGCCCCCUGGUGGCAAGAUGCAUUGACUGGGCCUGCUCAUGGGUAGCGGGGCCUAGGAGGAGCCAACAAUUGGAGCCAACCCAUCAGGGACUUUGCAUCUGUCAACGCCUGUCAUCCAUGUUCCUCAGUCCCGCUGUAUAUCCCCCUCCCUCCUGCAGCUCAUCGGUGGCUUAUACCAGCUAUUUUACAUAAAGGUGCCAUCAGUUUGGCUAAUAUUGUUAUGGGCUGCUUACAGGCGGGUGUUUAUUAUGGGAUGGGUGCUCCUGAUGUAGGGAAGCUUUUUUAUUUUUUGCAGUAACUCCAUGACAUUCUUGGCACCAAAAGGUCAGCCCGCAUUUUCUCACUGUCUAAUCCAAAAUUUUCAUUUUCUGCGAAAAAUCCAAUAAAUAAUAACCACAAAUCCCUGCUAGCCAGCUAUCAGUCUGCAAUAUCUCAGUGACCCAUUCGCAAAUUAAGUGUUAAAUCUGGAAGAGAGGAACUCGGUGACAUUGCAGUCAGGAAGAAAAGGAAGUGAUUUGAAGACACGAGAGAGGGAGCAGUUUUUGUGAUGGGAUGUGUGAAGGGUAUUUGUUUCUGAAUUUUGAAAUUCACCAUUUAUUCUUCAAAUAUAUUUGCUCAUUCAGGCAGGAUUGCAAGGGGUAGGUGUGGAGUUAAAAUAAGGUGUUUGUGUAUAUUUUAACAAAUGCAUACAUGUGAAUUUUAGGGUCUGAUCCAGGUGUGAGUGUGAUCCUCUGCUCCCCUUUGUCAGAAGGAGAGCAAAUCCUUCGAUCAAUCGUGCCACACCAGUAGCAGUGGUUUCUCAUUUUUGCAAGCCCUCUGACUGCGUUCUUCUUACCUGUACUUUUUGCUCUGUUGCAUAUAAGCGGACAAAAGACAGACUGGAGCCUCUGCCCACAAUCCUCCGUGCUAUACAAGAGGGGACACCGGUUCCUGUCAUCGUUCGACUUGGGCCCAGUGCAGAGGACAGGUAACAAACGACUUGCCUUUGGCUCUUGGGGUGGCUGGCAGGGAGGGAUACACUGAAAUCGCAGCAAUGGUUGCUGGCUCUCAAGGCUCAAAAAGAAAACCAGCUUUCAGGGAAAUCCAGGGGAAAGAUUUUGACCAUGUUCAGGGUUGAAAUAGGGACACGGGUGGCGCUGUGGGUUAAACCACAGAGCCUAGGAUUUGUCAGAAGGUCAGCGCUUUGAAUCCCCGCAACGGGGUGAGCUCCCGUUGCUCGGUCCCAGCACCUGCCAACCUAGCAGUUCGAAAGCACGUCAAGUGCAAGUAGAUGAAUAGGUACCACUCUGGCAGGAAGGUAAACAGUGUUUCCGUGCGCUGCUCUGGUUCGCCAGAAGCGGCUUAGUCAUGCUGGCCACAUGACCCAGAAGCUGUCUGCGGACAAACGCCGGCUCCCUCGGCCAAUAAAGCGAGAUGAGCGCCGCAACCGCAGAGUCGGCCAUGACUGGACCUAAUGGUCAGGGGUCCCUUUAUCUUUACCUUUAGGGUUGAAAUGGCCACCACAUUUAGUGCUGGAAAGGCAUUUCCCCCAGAUGGGAUUGGCUUGUGUCCUGCCAUGGAGUUUCUUUCUUUCGGUUUGGGUGUGAGGGGUUGGUUGGUGAUGAUGGUCGGUUCCCGGAUGAUGGGCAGUAGUAAACAGAAAGCAGUAAACGCCACCACUGUACCAAGUGCAAAAUGAUGCACAUCCACGUCUCAUUUAUCUCCUACAACAAUUCAAAGUGUUGGUGCUGACCUUUAAAGCCCUAAAUGGCCUUGGCCCAGUAUACCUGAAGGAGUGUCUCCACCCUCAUCGUUCAGCCUAGACACUGAGGUCCAGUACCAAGGGCCUUCUGGCGGUUCCCUUACUGUGAGAAGUGAGGUUACAGGGAACCAGACAGAGGGCCUUCUUGGUGGCGGCGCCCACGCUGUGGAACGCCCUCCCUUCAAACAUCAAGGAAAUAAACAACUAUUUUACUUUUAGAAGACAUUUGAAGGCAGCACUGUUUAGGGAAGUUUUUAAUGUUUGGUGUUUUAUCGUGUUUUGAAUAUUCUGUUGGGAGCUGCCCAGAGUGGCUGGGGAAACCCAGGCAGAUGGGUCAGAUAUAAAUAAUAAAUAAUUAUUAUUAUGGUCCUACAUCUUGGAUAGAGACUAGGUGAUUUCCUGGAAUUUUCAGAAGGCCUCACAGGCCCUUGUUUACUUCAGCCCCAAUUCCUGGCACCCACGUACCUCCUUGCCUGAAAUGAUUCUCCAUGUUUUGCAUGUUCAAAUAUCAGAUUAAAAUCAAAGAAACUUGAGUGCUUUAUGCCAUUUUAUAAAAAUGCAUAUAUUUCAGUUUUGCUAUUUUUACAUGAAAUAAGACCAUCCCUGCUAUGUGCCCCCCAGCUCUACUCACACACAGUAAAAAAAAAAAAGGUAAAAGGUAAAGAACCCCUGGAUGGUUAGGUCCAGUCAAAGGCGACUAUGGGGUUGCGGCGCUUAUCUCGCUUUCAGGCUGAGGGAGCCGGCGUUUGUCCACAGACAGCUUUCCAGGUCAUGUGCCCAGCAUGACUAAACCGCUUCUGGUGCAACGGGACACUGUGACAGAAGCUAGAGCGCACAGAAACGCUGUUUACCUUCCCGCUGCAGCGGUACCUAUUUAUCUACUUGCACUGAUGUGCUUUCAAACUGCUAGGUUGGCAGGAAGCAGGGACAGAGCAACGGGAGCUCACCACGUCGCAGGGAUUUGAACCACCGACCUUCCGAUCGGCAAGCCCAAGAGGCUCAGUGUUUAGACCACAUGUUCAGUAAAGAAUGACAGCCAGGGCUCAUCUCUCUCUCUCUCUCUCUCUCUCUCUCUCUGGCUCUGGGUUUGACAAGUUCAAGUGCUGCCUGUUGCAUUAUAGUCACGCUGCACUCCCACCCUUCCAGCCAGUGUGGUGUAGUGGUUAAGAGCAGUAGACUCGUAAUCUGGUGAACAGGGUUCACUUCCCCGUUCCUCCAUGCAGCUGCUGGGUGACCUUGGGCUAGUCACACUUCUCUGAAGUCUCUCAGCCCCACUCACCUCACAGAGUGUUUGUUGUGGGGGAGGAAGGGAAAGGAGAAUGUGAGCCGCUUUGAGACUCCUUCGGGUAGUGAUAAAGCGGGAUAUCCAAUCCAAACUCUUCUUCUCUUCUUGUGUUCCAGACAGGCGGAAAACCAGAAGCCGGGUUUUGUGCCCCCACGGGAGCUGGGCAAGCACAGUCCUCUGAUCAAGAGCCAGUCCAUGACCAGCAUUCAGAAAGGCCGAGGGAAGGAAGAGCCGCUGGCCCCUUUGCACCCAGUCAGAACCAGGACCAAAGUGCAGCGCACCCAGAGCGUCCCGACUCAGAACAAGGCAGCCCGACGUCUCCAGAAGCAGAGGAGCACCGAGCACGUGGCCGAGAGCAGGGAGAGCAGCCCUCGACUUUGUACCUCCUACCCGCAUGGCGCCAGCAAAGCAUCCCAGGUAAUCAGGGCUCUAGACUGGCCCUCUUGACUACUGGUGGCCCACAACUGCCUGCAGCUCCACACAGGUUCCCUGGAAAGGCGUAAAGGACCAGAAUCUGUAAGGCCCACUGGGAGUGCAGAAUAGGCACCAUCAUGGGGGUCAUUCACUGUCAUAGAAUCAUAGGAUCUUAGAGUCGGAUGGGACCCCAGGGUCAUCUAGUCUAACCCCCUGCAAUGCAGGAAUCUCAACUAAAGCGUCCAUGACAGAUGGAUGUCAUCUUUAGAGGAGUCAUGUUUGGAGAGUGAAUAGGGUCUGGGUGAUGAAGGGUGGGCCUUUCUUCUUGACACAGGACAGCACCCUUGUCUUCCAUGUCACUUCCCUAAUUUGUUUACCCAGGAAUCCCACUGCAAUAGUUCAAAUCCCAGGGUGAGCUCCCAUUGCUCUGUCCCAGCUCCUGCCAACCUAGCAGUUCAAAAGCACACCAGUGCAAGUAGAUAAAUAGGUACCACUGCAGCAGGAAGGUAAACAGCGUUUUCAUACGCUCUGGUUUCCGUCCCAGUGUUCUGUUGUGCUAGUAGCGGCUUAGUCCUGCUGGCCACAGACAGAAAGCUGUCUGUGGACAAACACUGACUCCCUCGGCCUGAAGCAAGAUGAGCGCCGCAACCCCAUAGUCGCCUUGGACUGGACUUAACCAUCCAGGGGUCCUUUACCUAGUAAAAUAUGCAGGUAAAAUGAACCACGGAAAGAGAGGAAGGGAAGUCACUGGAUAUCUUAAAGUUUGUAAAAUGUUUAUUUGAAAUUGUAAAACAGAAAACUUAAUAAAAAUCAUUGCAUAGUAACAAUAAUGUUGAUUGUGUUCUAGGGGUAUCCGAAGCUCCACCCAUCUGCCUCACUGCCCCGGAAGCCCACUGUGCCUUGGCUGAGGCACUCUGAAGAAGCAGCUGCCCAGCAAAGUAGCCUCUAUGCCAUGCAGCCACUGGAACAGGUGGGAGAAUCACUUCCACUCAGAAUAUCAGACCCAGACACCCCCACUCCUGAGUGCAUGUGCUAGUAGCACUUUGUAUUCUGGGACCAGAGCGGCAGUCCACUAUUGACUUGAGUUAGUUGUGAUUUCUCAAAAAAAUGUUGUUCUGGGCAAUGAUGUUUGGCUAGUUUAGAGGGGGCUUCCACCCUGCACUGCUAUGUCUAGAAAGGGAUGAAUUAUGUCACCUGGAGGCAGUCUUUUGUUCCAGUACACUUAGCUACCUACGGUAGAGUCCCCUUCCGCCACAGAACGAAAACCGUAACCCUGUUUCACGCUUGGCAUCCCAACAUUUUACAGACUUGAGAAGGCGAAUGGGAUAGCGGGAAGAUUCAGGACCUUCAGAUGCUUCUGUAAUGUUUAGAGUUAGGAAGCAGGCCUGUUAAUGUCAUCCCUAGGCUAUAAAAAGUGAUGGUGGAGGACUGGGAAUGCCUCCUAACAGGCUAAUGGCCCAGGCAAGAUUUGAACCCAGGACUCAUCUCUCAGGGCUUAUCCACACUUACCCCAGCUCUAUCUAGGCACGGUCCGUGUUUAAAAGGUCUUUGUCAGGGUGCGUGUGUUUUUGCCCUAGAGCUUUCUCCAUGAAAACCCACUCUUUAAAGCUCAGUCGGAGCAAACAGCCACCUGCAGAAAAUCCACAUUGACUUUUGCUACGAUUGAGUGCUAAAGAGUAGGUUUUCACAGGCGAAACUCUGGGCAGAAAACAAAACAAAAACACCAUGCUAGGACACAGAGCUUUUAAGUGCGGACCUCUGACUGGAAAGAGUGGGGCAAAAGUUAGGUGUGAAUAAGCCCGAUGCCCUAGCGGCAGGAUUCCUGCCUCUGGGCCCCUUGCCAUGGCUAUGACCUUGCUUCUGCCCCAUUGACCCUGUCCAAGGCCACCCAGGAGAGAGAGGUUCCACUGCUUCAAGCCCCUGGCUGCUCUAACCACUACCCUUGUUUACCCCCACAGUAUGGGAAGCAGAUGGAAGAGCUACAGAUGGAGCUGACCACAGCGAGGGAGAAGCAGCAACUCUUCGAAGAGCAGCUGGAAAGACUGACGACCCAGAACCAAAUGCUGCUAGAGGAGCAGGCCAAGUUCCAGGAGCGGGAAGAGGCUCUCUGCAAGAGGCUGGAGGAGACCGAGAGCUGCCUUGUGCAGCUAAGCACCAGGUGAGGGAUCCACGAGAUCUUCUAAAGACCUGCAUGGUCACCUUAGCUCUGGUGCCUUGGCUCCUGGAAGCUUUUCAGUCUGUCCCUGAUUUGAGGGCCUUGUCACGAGGCACUGUCUUUUUUUAAAAAAAACAUUUUUAUUGAUUUUUACAAAUAAUUUCCAAAAAUCAUAUAACAUGCUUUCUUAUCUUAUACAAUGUUUUGGACUUCCAUUAACUACAUCUGAAGAUUUUCUUAAUCUGCAUUUCAUUAUUUUCAGUAUUACAUUUAAUACUCCUUCACUAAUAAUUCUUAUCAUAGUUUUCUCUGCAAUAUUUCACAUAGUCCUCCUUACAAAGCUUCUUGCAAUCCUACUAGUUUAAUCUGUUGCUUACAAUUGCUUUUCAAACAAUUUAUAUACUAUUUACCCCAGUCCUCUGAGAAGCUCUGAUCCUGCAGCUUUUUAAUCCUUCCUGUCAUCUUAUCCAGUUCUGCAUAGUCCAUUAAUUUCGUUUGCCAUUCUUCUUUUGUCGGUAGUUCUUCUGGUUUCCAUUUCUGUGCCAACAAUACUCUUGCUGCUGUUGUUGCAUAUAAAAGCAGUUUAUUGUCUUGUCUAUUAAUGUCCUCACUUCAUGAGGCACUGUCUUGGCCCAAGUCCCCUGCUAGGAAGCAAUACGAAGAGGACAUUUUCUGGAGCCAGAACCAAGCUGACCAAGGGCAGCUGCCUUGAAUCUUGGGAGUCCAGUAGGUAGUUGCUAGGACACAAACCACUUGUGCCAAGUGACUUGGUUGAAAGAAGGUCAGCUGAUGAGUUAAAUCCUGCUCAGGUCGGCAGGAUUCCAUGCAAACCACAUCAGAUCCACUGCUAAAAUGAAGGAUUUUUCAUCUGCUUUUGAACAAGGUUUAAAGAAUGGGUUUUGCAUUAGAAUCCCCUGCCAAAAUGAAGGGGUGGUGGAAAUCUUCAUUUUAGCAGCUCCUUAUAAGGUUCUUUGAAGUUCCAAGUCCGAUGAGGAAGUAGAGUAAAAAACGUUCCCCAGUGGUUUGGUGUAUCCAGUGUGAGAAGAGUUUUGCAUCUCUGUCCUUUGUCAGCCUUGUGAGGUCUUGUAGGCCUUGGGCUGAGAGACAGUGACUUGUCCAAAGCCAGCCAGUGUACCUAUGGUAGGGACUGAGGAGGUUGAAACCAGGUCUCGCAGCUUGAGUUCGCUAGAUUAUACUGGAUCCUCUUCUGUUGCAGGGUGACUAGUGUAGAGACCAGCUGGAAGAAGGAUCACGAGAAGCUUCGAGCUAGUGAGGAGAAGACCAAGAAUCUGGUAAGGGCUCUCUGUAGCCAUUCAACCCGGUGGUCAAGGGGCAGGCGCAGGAGAAAAUGGGGAGCCACUCAGGGGAAUUGCUCAACAAAGGCUCAGGAACUAAACAUCUUCCAAGAUAAUAAUGCCCACUCACAUCAUAAAGAGCUCAUAACCCACCUACUGUCGGCAGCCAGAAACAUCAUAGCCAGACAUUGGAGAGAACUAUCAGGAAUGAACAUGGACCAAUGGUAUCAAAUAGUGUGGGAAAACAGCCUUAUUAGGAAAACUAACCAAAAUAUCCAAUUCAGGUAAACUCCCACUCUCCUUUUUUAAUUUAAUUGAAAAUUUAAAUCUUUACGAUGCUUAGAGAACAAAAAACUCCAGGGUAAAGGAUAUAACACAUUACUCUGAAGCACAUAAAUCAGGUGGACGAAUUGAUGCAAUUUGGGUAUCUAAAAAAUUGAUGUUGAAUCUCGAUAAAGCGGAAAUAUUAAAUAGAUCUAUAUCAGAUCACAAUCCUGUGGCAAUCUACAUGAAAUUCAAAAGACGUACCAAAGGUAGGUGGAGAAUGAAUGAUGAGGUGUGGAGAGAUGAACGAAGAGUAAGUAAAGCGAAAGAAAUCUUGAAAGAAUUUUUUGAAUUAAAUGAGAACCAAGAUACAGAUAGGAAAAUAAUUUGGGAUGCGAGUAAAGCGUUUAUGAGAGGGUACGGAAUACAGCAAAUGGGGAGAAUUAAGAAAAAUAAGGAUAAUAAUAUGAUGGAAAUAAAUAAACAAAUAAAAGAAAAAGAAUUGGUAAAAAAUCCAAAAAAUGAAGAAACGCUUCAGAGUAUAAAAAAAUUACAAUUGCAUUUAUCAAAUUUAUUGAAACUGAAAUGGGGACAAAUAGAAGAAUAGAAGAAGUAUGGGUCCCCUUUAUCACAUACACAGCCCAACAAGGCAAUAACAAGAAUCCGCCGACAGCAUAUGAAUCAAUCUGGCUAACCUGAUCCAAACACACACACUCUCACACAAAAACAAAUUUCACUACAGCCAACCAGAGACAACCAACCACACCCUAGGCCACCCCCAACCUCUCUCACCACCAAGGAAAUACAACAAGCGAACAGUAAGAGAACCCACACAAGUGACGCUGACACAAAACCCCACAGAAGAAGAGAAGCAUUGCCACCCCACCCCACCCCACUCACCGUUCCCCCCUCUUUUCUUCCUAACCUAACACUGCAUGCAACACUAAUGUCUCACAACAAAUGAAACUGAUCUGUAGAAAACACAACUUGAAAAAAGAGAUAGUGCAUGUAUUUUUGUAAACUAAGAAAUCUUUAAUAAUUUUCUUUUUAAAAAAAGGCUCAGGAAGAGUAGAAGCAUCCGUAUCUCUUUUAGGAGGCACACUCCAAAGGGAUAUUUCAGCACACAUGCCCAUUUCAUUGCAGUAAGAUGUGAGUCGCUGGACCAUCUGCAAAACGCCCACCUGAUUGUUUUACUGCACAUAGAUAUGCUGAAGUUAGACAAUUGAUUCACUGGGGGUUCGGUGGCCCCUGCUUGCCCACUGCUUGAUUUGUACAGUGAGAGGUGCUGGGGCUUAAUAAUAAUAAAUAAUAAUAAAAUUUUAUUUAUACCUCGCCCUCCCGGGCCAGAGCUGGGCUCAGGGCAGCUAACACUAGUAAAAUUACAAAUAAAUAAAUAAAUUAAAUAAACCAAUUUAAAAUACAGGCUAAAAUAUAAUUUAAAAUGCAGCCUCAGUUUAACAGUAGUCCAUAGAUCAAAAUCAUAGGGGGAGGGAAACAUAAGGGUCAGACUGAGUCCAAACCAAAGGCCAGGUGGAACAGCUCUAUCUUGCAGGCCCUGCGGAAAGAUAUCAAGUCCUGCAGGGCCCUAAUCUCUUGUGACAGCGUUCCACCACGUCAGGGCCAGUACUGAAAAGGCCCUGGCCCUAGUUGAGACCAAUCUAACCACCUUGCGACCUGGGACCUCCAAAAUGUUGUCAUUUGUGGACCUUAAGGUCCUCCGCGGGGCAUACCAGGAGAGGCAGUCCCGUAGGUACGUGGGUCCUAGGCCGCAUGAGGGCUUUAAAGGUCAAAAACGGCACCUUAAACCUGACCCUGUACUCCACCGGGAGCCAGUGCAGUUGAUAAAGCACUGGAUGAAUGUGAUCCCACGGCAAGGACCCCGUGAGGAGCCUCGACGCGGCAUUCUGCACCCGCUGGAGUUUCUGGGUCAGCUUCAAUGGCAGCCCCGUGUAGAGUGAGUUACAAUAAUCAAGCCUGGAGGUGACCGUCGCAUGGAUCACCGUGGCCAGAUCAGGGCGAGAAAGACACACAAGCCAACUCUUUCUCCAAUGUCCCCUUUGCAGGAGCGCCGCCUGUCUGGGAUGGAGAGGGACCACGACCAGCUCCUCCGUGCCGUCGGUCAGAUGCUGGGAUAUGCAGGGAAACCGUCCAAUGCACAGCAGAAGCCCCUCUCGGGGCCAGUGUGGGUGGACAGGGCUGAGAAUGGGGACGAGACCUAGCCCGCUUCCCUUCGCGUCCGAAAAUGCAAAGCUGGUGCAUCUCCGUAGUGGAAACUCUCCUCUCCCAGGACAGCCCUGGAAGUCUCUCCAAGGGAACCUUCCUGCACAUCGCUCUGGUGGAUCCUCCAGCUGGAGCCCACAGGGAGCUUUGCUUCAACCUCCCGUGCCUUCCUCUCGGCUUUGAUUCCAGCGCUACGCAGCCAUCGCCACCCUUUCAUCCCCGCCUGAGACGGCAUCCAUUCCACAAGCCCCGGCUCUGCUUUCUGGCUUCAGCUUUCAUCUGCAACAGCUGCUUUCCCUUCUCUUCUGAGACGAACCAUUUCUCCUCCCAUCUGAUUUGCCCCCCAGUAUUUUCAUAUCACAAGGGACGCGGGUGGUGCUGUGGGUUAAACCACAGAGCCUAGAAUUUGCCGAUCAGAAGGUCGGCGGUUCGAAUCCCCGCAACGGGGUGAGCUCCCAUUGCUCGGUCCCUGCUCCUGUCAACCUAGCAGUUCGAAAGCACACCAGUGCAAGUAGAUAAAUAGGUACCGCUCUGGCGGGAAGGUAAAUGCUGCUCUGGUUCGCCAGAAGCAGUUUAGUCAUGCUGGCCACAAGACCCGGAAGCUGUACGCCGGCUCCCUUGGCCAAUAAAGCAAGAUGAGCGCCGCAACCCCAGAGUCGGCCAUGACUGGACCUAAUGGUCAGGGGUCCCUUUACCUUUACCUUAUUUUCAUAUCACAAUAGCAGAGAUGUGGGUGUUUAAAUCUGGACUUUUCCCAACUAUAUAGAAAGGAUGUAGGCUUGUUCACACUUCACUUCUCCCAUGUCUAGAAAGCACGGGUCUGAGAGGUUUUCCACUUGCCCUGUUUGCAAAAACCCGAUUACUGUUUGUUCCAAUUGAGCGCUUAACCACUCCAGGGGGAAAGUGGCCAGGAAAAUGUGGAUGAUCCCAAAUUGCUAGGGUUGCCAUAUGUCUGGAAUUUCCCAGACAUAACGGGAAUACUGCAGUUAGAAGCAGUAUAAUGUCUGGGUUGUAAAUUGCUUUAAAAAGCUCUUGGCCAAACUUUUGUGUCCGGAUUUUCACUUUUUGAAAUAUGGCAACUGUACUAACUGCGAAUCACCUUCUUCUUCUUGCGAAUACAGUGGACCCUCUGGAUACAAAUGUAAUUCGUUCCAGGGGUCCGUACGUACCCCGAAAAAUCCGCAAGUAGACGCGCCGCUUCUGAGCAUGUGCAUGGCAUGAUAGAGCGCUUCUGCGCAUUCACACGUGAUGAAAGAAUACCCUUCUGGGUUUGCCGCGUUCGCAACCCGAAGGUUACGUUACGCAACGGUCAUGUAACCCGAGGGUCCACUGUAUAGCCCAUCAAGCAAUAAAGGCAUAAAAGUGAAAGCACUUGUGUGUGGACAAAGAUACGCAAUUGUACACGCAGAAACAGCAGCCCAAUGUACGCAUGAAUGCCCUAGUGUGGACACAGCAUAAAAGAGUGAAGGGGGAAGAAACUGCAUCUCUCUGAGCGCACCAAUUGCCUCCCUGCAUCAUUUUCUCUUAGCCAGGCUCACUUCCAGUGUCAGAAUCUGGCCAGGUGGCAGGGUCAUUCUCCUGGAAGACAAAGACAGGUGAGAGAAGUAAGCCAUGAACAGAGAGAGGCUCCAUACCUUUCACGCCUGCAUCUCCUUUGCUGAGAAUCAAUAGUUUUUGUCUUUCUGCCAGGCUUGUUUCGGCAUGCCUGUAUAAUCCAGCAUCUGCCACUAAGCUAUGCAAUGUCUCAACUUUUCUUUUACCAUGCAAAUAUAAUUCUGGUUUGUCAGUUUUGAGAUAUAUAUGUUACGAAAUUGCAGUUUUUCGGCAGGUACGAGGCUGUGGG
Molecule: messenger RNA, 36665 nt
Organism: Podarcis lilfordi (Lilford's wall lizard)
Lineage: Eukaryota; Metazoa; Chordata; Lepidosauria; Squamata; Lacertidae
Source: the annotation of a GenBank genome assembly